This is a messenger RNA of Scatophagus argus, 3552 nucleotides long. Its product is annotated as sodium- and chloride-dependent betaine transporter-like. The coding region runs from base 691 to 2580 and encodes 629 amino acids. The transcript is spliced from 16 exons. The record is from RefSeq and is a predicted model, not a curated record. Lineage: Eukaryota; Metazoa; Chordata; Actinopteri; Scatophagidae. Gene Ontology annotation, biological process: sodium ion transmembrane transport. Gene Ontology annotation, cellular component: membrane.
UGCCAGAUGAGCAACCUGUCCAUCUAACGCAAACAUGACGUGAUUUGACUGCAAUAGGUUAUGUGUAAAUAAAUAAAUUGUUGUCUCUGGCAUAAAUAGCCAUGACAUAACAGGCUGUGGGCAGAAAAGGCGGAGGCCUUUGUGUGUGUAACUUGGGUGACUGACUGACUGAACGGUGAUUUAACGUGUUUAAGCUUGUUUCGCGGUUGUAGACAUAAACAAAAUUGAAAUGGUGGAAAGAAAUGUUAACGGUCAACUGAGUUUUCCCUUUUUGAUUUUAUGCAGAUUUAUAUAAAAUUGCCCGCUUUGCAGCGAGGAAUUAAUAACCAAAUUACUUUGCAGAUUAACAUUUUAUAAGGCUACAAAACUUGUAGCGCUCAGCUCAUACACGGUGAAAACUACUUACACAUUUAUAUACACCUGUAAGUCUAUCAUAGCCUAAUCCGCAACACCUAAUUAUUAAAACCUCGUUACUUUAAGGCCAGUUUUAAUGAGGUAUUUAGAACUGCGGUGCUUCUUCCACUAAACUUGGUGUACCCAUGGGGACAGUUAUGUGUGUGUUUGCGGGCUGGACACACCUCUCCUUCAGGACGCACCCCUCUUUAGAAUAAAGCUUUUCUCCAGCCUUGGCGUGGUGAUCAGGGGUGUUUUGUCGUCGGAGCACACAUCAAGCCCACGGACUUAGAGACCAUGACUGAAGAAACAAUUGGAGGCGCUCCUCCUAGAGAGCCCACACCGAAGGAGAGUCCUGAGGAAGGAGUUCAGCCAAGGGAGAAAUGGGCUAGCAACUUUGAGUUUAUUUUUUCCAUGGCUGGUGAAAUCAUCGGCCUCGGAAAUGUCUGGCGUUUCCCAUAUCUGUGCUACAAGAAUGGAGGAGGUGUCUUCUUCAUACCUUACUUUGUGUUCCUCCUCUUCUGUGGCAUCCCUGUGUUCUUCCUGGAGACGGCAUUGGGCCAGUACACCAGUGAGGGCGGGGUGACUGCCUGGAGGAAGAUUUGCCCCAUGUUCCAGGGGAUCGGCGUAGCGUCCCAAGUGAUUGUGAUCUAUCUGAAUAUCUACUACAUUGUGGUGUUGGCAUGGGGACUCUUCUACUUGUAUAACUCCUUCAAAAGUCCACUGCCUUGGUCCACAUGUGACAAUGAGUGGAACACUGUGUCAUGUCACAGUGAAAUUAGCACCUUUGCCAACUCCCAUUUGUUUAAAAAUGACUCCAGCUGGUCAUUCCUCAACAACUUCACCUUUCCUGACUAUGACAACGUCACUUACAUGGAUGAAAGUUUGGCAUUGAACAGAUCACCAGAAGAGCAGUUUUGGAUUAACCGCGUGUUAAGGCUGUCAGAUGACAUGUCCAUUGCUAAGAUGAACUGGGACCUGGCUUUGUGUCUCCUUCUUGCCUGGGUUUUGUGUUACUUCUGCAUUUGGAAGGGAAUCAAAACCACAGGAAAGGUAGUGUACUUCACUGCUACAUUCCCCUACCUGCUGCUGUUAAUCAUUUUCUUCCGUGGAGUGACACUCCCAGGAGCCGCGGAAGGACUGAAAUAUUACCUUACGCCCGACCUCGCCAAGAUUGCUGAUCCAGAUGUAUGGUUAGAUGCAGGGACUCAGGUGUUCUUCUCCUACGCCGUGUGCCAGGGAGUACUGACCGCUCUGGGGAGCUACAACAAAUACAACUACAACUGCUACAGGGAUUGCUUGGCACUGUGUUGUCUGAACAGUGCCACCAGUAUCUUUGCUGGUUUGGCUGUGUUCUCAGUGCUGGGAUUCAUGGCACAGCAGCUGGGCAUGACGAUGCAAGACGUUGUCAAUGCUGGUCCUGGUCUGGCCUUUAUAGCUUAUCCGAGGGCUUUGUCGAUGCUGCCUGCUUCAUCCUUCUGGGCUGUUCUCUUCUUCCUCAUGAUCCUCUUCCUGGGGCUUGACUGUCAGUUUGUGUGCGUGGAGAGCUUGGCCACAGCCCUCACCGAUCUGUUCCCACGUCACCUGAGGAGGCCGCACGCCAGAGAGCUGCUCGUCUUGGCCAUCGCUGUUGUCUGUUUCCUCCUGGGGCUGCCGCUCGUCACUGAGGGAGGCAUUGUCCUCUUUCAGGUGAUGGACACCUACGGUCCCAGUGGAACCAGUCUCCUCAUCAUUGCCUGUACUGAGACUAUUGUCAUUUCCUGGGUGUACGGUGCAGACCGUUUCUAUGACAACAUCGAGGACAUGAUUGGGUACCGACCUUUCCCCGUGCUGAAGUACUGUUGGUUGUUCAUCACGCCGCUCAUCUGUGUGUUCACGAUGCUGUAUAACCUGACACAAAGACAUUCUUUGGUGGUGUACGGUUAUGUACCCGGCACCUGGAGUGCCUUGGUGGGUGGGCUACUUGUCCUCACUCCACUGAUAUGCAUCCCACUAUUCAUUCUGGUCUCAUUGUGUAAGAACAACCAAAACAUGGCGACACCAUCCAGUGAUCUGCGUCAGGCUCGACCACACAAGCCAAUUCUCACACUGUUUAAAAUGGUCAUCUUCAAGGCACAGGCUCGACCAAACAGGAGGGAGGAUGAGAGAAGCGAGAAGCUCAUGAUGGAGGAACCCAGCGGCGUUUGAUGGUCACUGGAGAGAGACUGACCGACCCUCAGCAAACACUGCUGCAUGGACGGCCUCAUAGAGUUGUACGAGUCUAUGACAACAAACACUUUUUAAUCAUAUACAAAGUUUUCUAAGAGUUUACACCUGUCAUGAAUAUUCAGGGGAAUCUGUCUUGUUUUUUAGAAUGAAUAAUAAGGUAAAAGUAGUACAAUGUAGAUUUUUUUUACACUCUAUAAUCCUUUAUACUCUGAUUGCCUUAAGGUACUCAAAUUUCGCAUUAUAUUCCAUAAUAUUUUUGGACUUACAAUGAGCAAAAAAAAGUAUCAAGACCUGUGCCUAUCAUCUUAACUGUUUCAUGUAUUCUUUUUCAUAAAAAAAAAAAACAGCUGCUGCCUACAUUACCCACAAUGCAACAGUUCAGUCUGAGGAUUGUGUGUUGUGUUUGUAGUGCUGAUGUAGCGCUGAGCCUCAAUCGGAGAUGAAAGGAGUGAACUACAGAGGUCUGGGAAGAUGGGUUUCUUUCUACCUCCCAUUUUCAAACUCAGUCAGGCCCAACCGAUGUCGACUCAGUUGACUUGAGGCCCUUGCUCAAGCUUCAUGCAGCUCCCUCUGGAGCCACAGUGUAAUUCAGCUUUUUCUCACAUGAAGUUUUUCUUUCAAACACCUGUAAACAGAGUUGUGUAGCACAUGUAUAAUGCAGACAAUCUGUUACAUCCUUCAUUGUUGCUAUCAAUCAAUGCAAAAUUUGAACAUUUGUCAUUUUAUGUGAUGGUGCUGUGAUGGACGUUGAUAUUUGUACACUGCAUUGUUUACUUCUUACGUCAUUGACAUAAUCACUACAUUUAUCACUGAUGUAUGUCCAAACCAAAUGGGACCAAUUUUUCUUUCAGAAUGUGCAUGUCAUCUUUGAUUCAUUAUAUGUGUUCAUGCUUCAGUAUGGACAUUGGUAGUGCACUUUUUGAAUUUACUAAAGUAUCAGUAUGCUAACUA